AGCCACGCUUUCCGGACUGCAACAAUGGAGGCUACCAGUGGAACUGAUGAGCCGGUUUCUGGGGAGCUGAUGUCUGUGGCACAUGCUCUUUCUCUCUCAGCAGAAUCGUAUGGCAACGAUCCGGAUAUUGAGAUGGCUUGGGCCAUGAGAGCAAUGCAACAUGCUGAAGUCUAUUACAAGCUGAUUUCAUCAGUUGACCCACAAUUCCUGAAACUCACCAAAGUGGAUGACCAGAUCUAUUCUGAAUUCCGGGAAAAUUUUGAGAAACUCAGGAUAGAUAUCUUAGACCCAGAAGAACUCAAAUCAGAAUCAGCUAAAGAGAAAUGGAGGCCAUUCUGCUUGAAGUUUGAUGGGAUCGUAGAAGAUUUCAACUAUGGUACUUUGCUGCGACUAGACUGUUCUCAGGGCUACACUGAGGAAAACACCAUCUUUGCCCCCAGGAUACAAUUUUUUGCUAUUGAAAUUGCUCGGAACCGGGAAGGCUAUAACAAAGCAGUUUCCAUCAGUGUUCAGGACAAAGAAGGAGAGAAUGAAGCCAACAAUGGAGGAGAGAAAGGAGUUGACAGUGGAGGAAAAGAGGAAAGAGUCAACAGAGAAGAGGAGAAAGCUGACAAAGAUAACAACAAAAGUGGUGAAACAGCUAUGUAAGGUAGAUAGUAAGUAGCACUCUAGAAGCUAUGACUCAGCUGAGCCUACAAGUACCAUGGGUGCUUUUUGCACAAACUGCUUUGGUUAAAUAUACAAUUGGAGGACACCCAAAAGGAUGUCUUUCUAGUCUGAUAACCAGGAGUUGCUUUCUUGAUUUCCUUACUGGCUUAAAGACUAUUAUUGGGGUCUUAGUUUAUUAUUUUUUGGUAUGUUGUU
Otolemur garnettii (small-eared galago) is the source of this 864-nucleotide messenger RNA. RefSeq names its product polysaccharide biosynthesis domain containing 1 (gene PBDC1). The transcript is spliced from 6 exons. Gene Ontology annotation, cellular component: cytoplasm. NCBI's taxonomy places the organism in Eukaryota, Metazoa, Chordata, Mammalia, Primates, Galagidae. Bases 25 to 648 code for a protein of 207 amino acids. The record is from RefSeq and is a predicted model, not a curated record.